Molecule: messenger RNA, 2400 nt
Organism: Scheffersomyces stipitis CBS 6054
Lineage: Eukaryota; Fungi; Ascomycota; Pichiomycetes; Serinales; Debaryomycetaceae
Product: Golgi transport complex subunit
Exons: 1
Coding region: 1-2400 (799 amino acids)
Biological process (GO): intra-Golgi vesicle-mediated transport
Cellular component (GO): COG complex
Source: RefSeq, a predicted model, not a curated record
AUGGAUUUUGUAGAUUUUGAUUCGUUUCUGAAUGAUGAAAUUACUGGCGAAGAUAAUUUACCCCAUCCACAGCCAGCAUUAUCGCUUCCUAUAACCUCAAAUAUUGAGACUAUUGGCAAAAGGAUUUCGAGUUUGAACACGAUAACUCGAAGCUUGUUGAAAUUUGAGGGUACUGACGAGGAAGAAGGCGAAAGUUCUUCAGAAAAUGCCUCUAAAGAAAAUGAAUUGGCUCAGAAGUACGCUCAAAUGUCAUUGAAUUUCUUGAAGAAGGAAGAGACUCAACAUGGUAGUGACGGGAAAAUUGCCAAUGGUGUAGAUGGAAAGUCUUACAAUGACUUUGAGCAUUCAAAAGCGACAUUGUCGACCAGAUUGUCGCGUGUGUUAAACGAUUCGUUGAGCGAAACGUUACUCCGUGAGAUAUUUUCCCAUUUGGAGGACAAGUAUUCCAGCUACGAUGAUUCCAUAGACGAGUUGAUAGAGCCCGGAGUUGUUGGAUCUAUGAGCCGAAAAAAGUUACGUGGCAAAGUGGAAAACGAAUUGAUCAAGAACCAGAGUUUGGUUCUUAAGGAAUAUCAGCCUGUAAUCAAGCAAUUGAAAGUUGUAGAAGACAGGUUGUCGAAGCUUAACGAUUUGAACAAAGUCACCAACGACAACAUAGAAAACAAGUUCAAGUAUUCGAGCGAGUUUAAUACUAAGGUGAAAGAGUUGAACAGUGAGAAAAGACUUAUAAACUUGAAGAAGAAUUUACUCAUCAACUUCAAGGCUAAGUUCACCUUGAAUGAGUAUGAAGAGUUUGUCUUGGAUUCUGGGGAUAUCAAUGACGAAUUCUUUACAGUGUUAAAGAAGGCUGAAGAGAUCAAUGCAAACUGUUCCAUUUUGUUGUCGAUUGAAAAUCCUCAGCUAGGAUUGAAAAUAAUGUCGAAGAGCAACCAUUUGAUCAACAGAUCUGUAGAGAGAAUCAUCAAUUUCACCAACAAAACGUUGAGCAAUUUGUACUCAUUGAACUCCAAGGCUCGUUUGCGCACUUUGCACCAAUGCAUGCGAUACUUGAAGAACAAACUCAACUACUUCUCCAAUGUCGUCAACACAUUUGUAGAUUCCAGAGCCAAAGUAUUGGUAGAUGACUUUUUGAGCCAGAUUCAGGGCAAUUUGGAUAGCAAUGGAAACGUUUCGACUUUUAAGAGAAGAUCUCUGUCGAUUUCAAGUGAAACUUCCUCGAGACCCAUUUAUGUUUCUGCUCAUGAUCCUAUUCGUUUCAUUGGUGAUCUUCUUGCCUACGUCCACUCGCUCGUCGUAAACGAGUCAGAUACCAUCAUCAGCAUUUUCACAUUCGAGACUUCCGAAAGCGAAGUAGAAAAAAAGGAGUUUGAAACUAUCAUCAAAGACAUUAUAGACAAAAUUCUCAAGUCGUUGGUGAAACCUGUGAAAUCAAAAGUUACCCAAAUCAUUUCAGCCGAAACCAAGUUGUCCACGAGUUACUCGAUCUUCAACUUGGUCGAAUUGUAUUCCAUGAUGUUUACAAAACAGUUACUGGAUACCAGUGAAGUAUCUAUAGCGUUGAAACUGUUAGUAAAAGCCUCACAAGAUAGAUUAGCCUCUAUUAUAAGCAACAGAUUGGCCAGCAUUAGAACGAGUAACCUGGCGCAGUUGGAGUUGAAUCUUGAUUUGCAGCCACCUGAAUGGAUCAUAGAAUUCUACUCGGAUCUUCUUCCAAUUUUAGACCAAACUACAACUGAUACGAUCUUCAACUUUACUGCAGAAGAAAACGAAGAGUUCAUGAAGUUGCUUGUGGAUGAACCUAUCGAAAUCUUUUUUGAGCACAUUGGUAGCAACAAAAUCUUUGAAUCCAAAAAAGAUCAAUUGAUUCUUAAGCAUAACUUCUUGGAUUUAAUUUUAUCCAAACUAUUACCCAUCACCAUUGUGAGCGAUAAAGUGAUCGAGAUCAACGAAAUGAUCAAUACUUUAACUCAAGAGUUGACCCAAUUACAACUUGAAGCAAUUUUGAAGGAAUGUGGUCUCUAUGAUUACUACAACAUUGUCAACAUGAUCUGUCCCUUCAGUGACGACUUCUUCGACACGUCUAUUUACGAGCCAAUCAAAGAAAACCAAUUGUACAAUAAGUCGGAAUUGCUUAAGAUUAAUGAAAUCAUCCAGAGUUAUAUUCCAAAUGCAUUACUUGACAUCCAGCUGUCGCUAUUGAAGCUAAACCCACCUAGUAUUGUCAAUGAAGUUACCACGAAUGCGUCGCUUGAAUUUGUAAAGUACUAUGGCAAGUUGAGCCAAAUAAACAGUGCAUUUUUACAAGAAACAUUUACCUGGUCCGACUUUGAAAUCGCAACCUUGUUAGGUGUAGAUGAAGACUACACUGAAUUCAUAAAAUUGGUAGCCAAUUCUGGUUAA